This is a messenger RNA of Corticium candelabrum, 2315 nucleotides long. RefSeq names its product piggyBac transposable element-derived protein 3-like. Lineage: Eukaryota; Metazoa; Porifera; Homoscleromorpha; Homosclerophorida; Plakinidae. The transcript has 8 exons. The record is from RefSeq and is a predicted model, not a curated record. Bases 1 to 2277 code for a protein of 758 amino acids.
AUGGCUCUCCCACGGCGCUUCUUUGUGAAUGACGACGUUACCAAUACGGUGCAUUUGGAUGGUGACUUGCCAGACGACAGCGACGAGGAGGCAUUUGGAGGCUCCGAUGUUGAGACUGAGUACGACGGCGGCCAAAUGAUUCUUGCGGAGGGAAUAGUCGAUGGCGUCUUGUCUGACGACCCCCCUCCUCGUGACAUGAGAGAAGAACUACAAACCAUGGACAUCACACAAGACAUCGUUACCACAACCAACAUCACAGACAUGGACAACGAAAAUGAUGACGCUUCAAAUGAUGAUCUGAGGCAAAGUGAAUCCAUUGAUCCAACAGAUGUUGAUGUCGGAAGAAUUGGAAAUCCUAUAUUGUUAGAUGCCCCUCUGUCUCCAUCCACAGAUGACACUGUACAGCUACCUGAUGCUCUUGUGUCUCCUAUUGCUACUGCUUCUAGAGUAUUGUUCACGACUGUUACUACUGGAUCUUCUACCAUGACUACUAAUCCUACAACUACUCAAUCGACUAUCUGUACAACUCCUGUUGCUGCUGCUACUGCUUUGCCAGCUACUGACCUACCUGCAGCUGUUCAACCAGCCGUCGGCCCUCCCUUUCAUGUCCAUGCUACCAGACCAGCAAGAUGUGCCGGGCAAGCUAUCGCUCAACCAGCCCAAUCAGCUCGAGCUCAACCAUCUCAACAGUUGUCAACAAUGGACAACAUUGACAACUAUGAGCUUGAAUGGGAAAGAGCUGACAGCUUGCUACCUAUUCCUGGGUAUAGUGGUCCCCCACCAGGACCAACAUUUCAAGACCCCGACUGCACGGAGCUGUCCAUUUUCUCCAAACUAUUUGAUGAUGAAAUGUGGAGGCUAAUCGUUGAUUAUACAAACUUGUAUGCCGAGGUAUUCCGAACAGCAGAACCAGACAAGUUUCGAGACAAAUGGACACCUCUGUCAGUUGGGGAGCUGCAGUGCUACAUCGCAAUGGUUAUUGCCAUGGGGAUCACGAAAUGUCCGAGAAUUGACUACUACUGGCAGCAAAAAUACCCCACUACUAGCCAGGUGGGAAUACAAAACAUCAUGCCAAGAAACAGAUUUCAAGCAAUUUCCAGGUACCUACACAUCUCGGACAGAACCCAGGAACCGGCACGUGGGUCACCAACUUACGAUAAACUCUACAAGAUCAGGGAGUUUCAUGACCUUCUUGCUACAAAACAUCAGCCCCUUUACAACAUCGGCCCGCAAGUGACCAUCGAUGAAGCCAUGAUCCCUUUCAAAGGGAGAAUUGGCUUUCGCCAAUAUAUGAAAGACAAACCGACGAAAUGGGGCAUAAAGGUCUGGACUCUCAGUGAUGCCAAAACCGGUUACAUCUACCGCUCUACCGUGUACACCGGAAAAGCCCUCACUGAGAGACAGCAUGGUCUCCUCGGCAACCGGGUUGUGUGCGGACUUUUACGUGGCUUUGAAGAUAUGGGAAUCCAUCUUUACACGGACAAUUUUUACACCAACCCGGACUUAUAUCUUCAUCUGCAGGAAAGAAAGAUCUUUGCAUGCGGUACCACCAGGAAGGGCACAAAAGGAUUUCCUCGAUCCCUUCAGAUGACAAAAGCCGAGGAGAAUCGCACAGCAAUGGGGACAAUUGACUGGAGUGUCUCAUCUCCCCUUCUGUGCGUUACAUGGAAGGACAAACGUCUGGUGCGAGUGAUCUCUACUAUCCACCCUCUCCAAGAGGACAACUCAUGGUGCCAAGUGAGGCGCCACAGAGGGCGACAUAUACCUACCAUUGUCGAUUGCCCUGUGGCAGUAAGAGAUUACAACAUAUAUAUGAGAGGAGUGGAUAGAGGUGAUCAACUCAUCACUCUUUAUAAUGGGGGCCGACGGACAAAGAAAUGGUGGAAGCGAAUCUUCUGGCAUGACAUAGAAUCAAUCUUGCUCAAUGCCCACAUACUAUACAACAGCCAGAAACCACAAAGACAACCGUAUUUGACAUUUAAAUCAAAGCUGGUUGAACAGCUGAUUGACGGUAGGUCGUAUCGACUUUCAAUGGGACGUCCACGGAUUCAUCCUGUACAGGAACGACUCGACAAACGCCUGGGCCACCACGUCCUCUAUGCAGAGUCUAGGAGAACCUGCAGAGUGUGCAGUGAUACUGUGAAAAACUUGGGACAACUAGUAGGUAGAGGAACUAGAGUAAGAAGUUAUUGCGGGGUUUGCAAAGUACAUUUAUGCUGUACUCCAUCACGAAAUUGUUUUUACUUGUAUCAUAAUGAAAAGAAGUAUUGGGACUAGUCAGUAGGUGGAAUACUUAUUAUGUAUCAACAACUACA